Messenger RNA from Tetrahymena thermophila SB210, 609 nucleotides. Its product is annotated as emp24/gp25L/p24 family protein. The record is from RefSeq and is a predicted model, not a curated record. Lineage: Eukaryota; Ciliophora; Oligohymenophorea; Hymenostomatida; Tetrahymenidae. Gene Ontology annotation, biological process: endoplasmic reticulum to Golgi vesicle-mediated transport; intracellular protein transport; Golgi organization. The transcript is spliced from 4 exons. Gene Ontology annotation, cellular component: Golgi apparatus; COPII-coated ER to Golgi transport vesicle; endoplasmic reticulum.
AUGAAAUCAAACCAAUUUAUUUUGAUAUUAGCAUUAGCAGUUGGCACUAUCAGCUGCUUAGAUCUUAACAUAGGAAAUAGAAUGCCCCACUGCUUUUAUUUAGAUCUCGCUGCUAAGGAAACUGUUAAUAUUUAGUAUGAAGUCACAGGAUAUAAAGCAUAAGAAUUCAGAAUGACUAUUUAUGAUGCAAGCAAGCUAAAUGAACAACCUGUCCACACCACAGAAAAGGAAAAAUCCACAACCUACAGCUUAUGGUCUCAAGAACCUAAAGAAUAUAAGGUCUGUUUCUAAUCCCUCGACAGCUCUGGAAAGAUUCUUUAAUUUGAAUUCAUCAGAGGAGAAAAGAUGGAUGAAAGCUUUGUUAAUGAUAAAACUUUGGAAAAGACAUUUGAUAUUCUUUAAGAUGCUCAAUACUAAUUGAAUGUCAUAUACAGUAACUUAAGACAUUAAUUGAUGAAGACUGACAUGCAAGCUCAAAUUUUGGAAUCAACUGAAAAUAAGGUUAAAUGGUGUAGUGUUAUUAAGAUGGUAUUGAUGAUUUCAAUCACUACAAUUUAAAUAGUUUUCUUAACUGGUCUUUUUAAAGACUCUACUCCCUUUGGUAUUUGA